ACACCACUGGGUGGGCCCCGCCACCAUCUACCGAACCACUCUCGAUUCCACCGGAGGGAGAGGAGAAACCGGGAGAGGGAGGGAGACAUCACGCAUGGCGGCGACGUCGCCGACGUGGGUGUUCGGGUACGGCUCGCUGAUCUGGAACCCCGGCUUCGCCUACGAUGCCCGCGUCGUCGGCUUCGUCCGGGACCACCGCCGCGUCUUCUACCAGGGGAGCACGGACCACAGGGGCACGCCGCAGUUCCCCGGGAGGACCGUCACGCUGGAGCACCAGCCCGGGGCUACUUGCUGGGGAAUUGCCUACAAAAUAAGGGAGGAGGAUAAGCAGACAGCUUUGGAGUAUCUAGAAGUCAGAGAGAAGCAGUAUGAUGAGAAGAUUCACCUUGAUUUGUAUACGGAUUCAUCACCCAAAGUACCAGCAGUAGAAAAUGUGACGGUAUACUUGGCCACAACGAAUAAGGAGAGCAACAAAAACUAUCUUGGUCCUGCACCCCUGGAAGAAAUGGCCAGGCAAAUUUACCUUGCUGAAGGCCCAUCUGGACCUAACAAAGAGUAUGUGUUCAAACUUGAGGAUGCCUUAAACAAACUAGGAGUUGUAGACCCACAUGUCCAGGAACUGGCGAAUGCUGUGCGUGAGUAUUCAGAUGCCAAGUUGUCCAAAUAAAAAAAAUCACAUUUCCCCCUUCUUUUGAAGGUAAAGAUUUCAGAAGAAAGUCAAAAUUCAUUCAUGCUCAAACAUCGCUAUAUUCUUGUAAGCUGCUUGUUAUAUGGCUAUCUUGUGACUAUAUUCCUGUGACAUCCUGCCCGUCCAUGAAUGGUGUUUGAAAACUUACUUUAGAGAUUUACAGAAGUAACCUUGGGUCUUCCCUA
Panicum hallii is the source of this 873-nucleotide messenger RNA. RefSeq names its product gamma-glutamylcyclotransferase 2-3. Gene Ontology annotation, cellular component: cytoplasm. Gene Ontology annotation, molecular function: glutathione specific gamma-glutamylcyclotransferase activity; gamma-glutamylcyclotransferase activity. Gene Ontology annotation, biological process: glutathione catabolic process. The record is from RefSeq and is a predicted model, not a curated record. NCBI's taxonomy places the organism in Eukaryota, Viridiplantae, Streptophyta, Magnoliopsida, Poales, Poaceae. Bases 95 to 667 code for a protein of 190 amino acids. The transcript has 8 exons.